This is a messenger RNA of Daldinia childiae, 897 nucleotides long. Its product is annotated as Alpha-protein kinase vwkA. The transcript has a single exon. Lineage: Eukaryota; Fungi; Ascomycota; Sordariomycetes; Xylariales; Hypoxylaceae. Bases 1 to 897 code for a protein of 298 amino acids. Gene Ontology annotation, molecular function: protein serine/threonine kinase activity; ATP binding. The record is from RefSeq and is a predicted model, not a curated record. Gene Ontology annotation, biological process: protein phosphorylation.
AUGGAUUCCACUAUGCGUCAGUGUGCUUCCUGCAGCCGCAAUCUGCCUCGAUCGUCCUACUCAACCAACCAGUUCUCCAAGGGUCCCGGCAUGUCGCGAUGCGCGGGUUGCGUUCAUGGGCACCAUGUCGAUACUCCGUUGACUAGUGGUUUUGAUAGCGGCAGAUACAACAACUCUGACAAGGCCAGCUUACCAAUUCAUGAGCUCGACAACCCCUUUGCUCAUGGCGCGUUCCGGUGGGUAGCUAAGGGAAGCUACACUUCGGGCUCUCGCAAUGGUCAGGCAUGCGUCGUCAAAUGGUUUAAAACCGGCGCCGUCUUCGAGGAAGACUACUUCACUCUUGACAUCAAAGCUGUCAACAAGGCUCUAGAGAUUGUCAAUAAAUUCAAUCAGCUUAACGUAGUCAACAAAUCCGUCAAGAUCAACGUACCCUCUGUAUGGGCAUUCACUCGUGACGCAAGCGCACACUGGGCGGGACAACGUGUCCUAUGUGAACCAUUCAUCCAGAACUAUCAAAAGUUCAACAGCAACACCGGAUGGAGCGACGAGUCGGAGGCGUGGGGAGAGGUCAUGCAGGCUCUCAGUCACUUCAGCUACCACAUUUCAAGCGGCCAGUUCGUCCUAUGCGACCUCCAGGGUGGCAUCUACCAGAACGAGGUUGUCCUCUCUGACCCCGUCAUCUUGUCGCGAAACCGCGACUAUGGCGUGACUGAUCUUGGCCCUGAUGGCAUCAGCUCGUUCUUCAGCCAACAUCACUGUAACAACUACUGUCGCUCGAACUGGGCGCAGCCCAUGAACCCAGUUCAAAUCUUUCGCCCAGUCCCCGGUACAACCAUGAUGAGACGCACUGUACCUACGCGUCACUCCCGACCCAUGGAAACCUUUUAUGAAUUAUGA